Messenger RNA from Puntigrus tetrazona (Sumatra barb), 2895 nucleotides. It is a transcript of the gene cnstb, whose product is annotated as consortin, connexin sorting protein b. The record is from RefSeq and is a predicted model, not a curated record. Gene Ontology annotation, cellular component: plasma membrane; transport vesicle; trans-Golgi network. Lineage: Eukaryota; Metazoa; Chordata; Actinopteri; Cypriniformes; Cyprinidae. The coding region runs from base 110 to 1408 and encodes 432 amino acids. The transcript is spliced from 10 exons. Gene Ontology annotation, biological process: positive regulation of Golgi to plasma membrane protein transport. Gene Ontology annotation, molecular function: connexin binding.
CACAGAUGCAGAGAGAUAGGCAGGGCAUCGAAACUGAUUUCAGAUCGGUGCGUGUCCGCCGGAGAGGGGUCCGGGGUCUCAGCUCGAGCAGCUCUGGGAACAGAUACGAAUGCCGCGCGUGCACGCGUCUACAGAUGCGGACCGCGUUAACAUCGAUACGCAAACUAAACUUAUGGAGGAGUCAGAGACGAGGAAGUCUGUAAGAUGGAAAGAGACGAGCAGAAUAACUCAGACUGAAGAGGACAUCAUUACUUCUUACCUAACAGUCUCCGAUGAGAAUCAGAACAAACUGCAGGAGGCAGAGGUAAUGGAAGCGGUUAAACACGACUCAGAGAACAGGAGCCCCGAGGAGAGGUCUCCAACUAACAUCAAGAGCCAUAACUGCUCUUUAGAUCGUGGUCAGCUCUCUGGAAUUAUGCCACCUGGACCUAGUCCUUCUCUUCUGGCCUCACUGCAGUCCCUCGUUGAACACAAUGAUCACAUGCUACUCCCACAUUCUUUACACCAGAUAGCCGAGGGCUACUUCCUCGAAAAGGACUAUCAGUGGGCAGUGGAGUUUCUUCAUCUGGAGAAGCUGUAUCAUGAAAGACUGCUGUCUAAUCUGGCCUCAUUACAAGAGAAAUGGGAGUGCCAGAGGAAAAUCAGUGUCCAAACCGAAAGUAACUCUCCUGUGAACUCUGAUGGAAGUGAAAGAGAGAGAGAGCAUAUGGAACUGUUGAAUCAUAUCUGCAAAACACACCAGAGACCUAUCCUAUCUUUGCAAAAGAACAUGGAUGACAUAAAACUAUACAACAGCCCAGCCCUCGUGUCAAAAGACAGAAGAUCAAAACAAGAACAAGCUUCAGUGAACUCAACCGAGAGAGAGGACGGGGCGGAGGACUGCUCACGGCCAGAAGCUGAACAGGAGCCAGAAGAGGACUGUGAAUUGAAUGAGGAGGAGGAGGAGGACGAGGAAGGUUUCGAGGAAGAUGAGUGCUGGUAUGAGGAGAUGCAGGAUGACACAGCCGUAGACGGCCAGCUUCCUGUGGAUGAGCUGGCCAGCCUUAUUCAGGUAGUAGAGAGGUUUCCCUCAGAUGGCUUAGUGUCGAUUUUAAAGAAGAGAGUCUGCGCCAGGGAAACGGAGAAAGCCUCGCUGCUAAAAGAAUCGACCAAACGCAGAGUCCACUUCAGAGAGCCAGACGAUGCUCUCGAUCAAGAUGAGUCCGCCAGAAAGUCUUGCCUCAUCCUUCUCGUCUUGUGCGUGGCUACUGUGGUGAUUAGCAUGGGUGGGACUGCUCUUUAUUGUCUCGUCGGAGAGGCGUACUCAAACGUGUGUGCCGACUUCUCGCAAAACGUGGACUUUUACUUUGGACCCGUACGAAGAGGAGUGGACGCUCUCACGCAGUGGCUCUCUUCUGAUGCGUCAUAGCAGCUAUUUUAUGCAGUGGAGCUAUUUCUUCAUAUUAUCAUUUCCAGUGAUUAACGACAGUAUUACUCUUGAGAUAAUAUGCACUAAUGCACAUUACCAGACUGGCCUUAAUAUAUGUUGCUUUAGUGAGUCACAAAGGGCUUCCUAAUGCAUAAAUAAAUUUGUAUAGUGUAUUUAAUAUUGGUACAAAAACAAGUUGUCGCAGAUAAUACUUAUAUGCCACUUAUUACAGAUAAUCCUAAUAUACUGUACCACUGCCUUUCUUUGAAUCGGUAACUAUACAUGCAUUGAAAUAACUGCCUUUGGAGCCAGUUAUAUCGUUUUUGUACAUUUUAGUACUUUAAAACACUAUAUUCCAGGGUUACAUUUGUAUAUAAGACUUGGCACUUUCCAUUGGUGCUAUAAUCACUGAAAUUGAUACAGUAUGCACAAAAAUAAGCUUUAUGGGUGUAUGUUGAAGAAGUAGUUCAUUCAAAAAUGAGACUUGGCUCAUAAUUGACUCAUCUUAAGGCCAUCUGAGUUUGUUUCUUUAUCUUAACAGAUUUGGAGAAAGGUAGCAUUACAUCACUCUCUCACUAAUGUAUCAUCUAAAGUGAAUGGGUGCCGUCAUAAUGUCCAAACAGCUGAUAAAAAAACAUCACAAGAAUCCAAAAGAAAUUCAUCUAAUUCCAGUCCGUCUUGAUAAAAGAUAAGCUGCAUUUAUAAGAAACAAAUUCAUCAUUCAGGAGGAGAUAGAAGACUCAAAUUGUAACCGGAAGCAUCUGUUUAAAGUUAAAAAACGUCUUGAUAAUUAAUUUGUUUAUUACAAACACACAGCUUUUCACUUCAUAAGACACAAUAUUAAUUGAUGGACUAUCUGUUCUGAUAAAAAGAAAACACGUCUACAUUUUGAAAGACCUGACAGUGAGUAAAUUGUCAGUAAUUUUUAAUUUUUGGGUGCAUUAUUGCUUUAACUAUGGGAUAUUAACUUAUCAAAAUAACUUUAUUAUUAACAGAACUAGACAGGCUAAAUAGUAGAAAAACGAUGAUCGAUAGUUUUGAGUCUUGUUUAUCCAACACUUGGUCAGCAGGUACAAAAUAAAUUUAAAGGUUUUAUAAUUGUACAGUAUAAAAUACAGCAAUCAAUCACUGUGUUUUAAUUACAAAUAUGAUUUGUGUUCAGCAAUCAAAGUGAGUAUGAGUUUUUGUGGAAUUUUUUUUAUUUUAAAUGUUUUUUUGUUUUUGUUUUUUUAAUAUGAUCAGAACCAGAAAUCCCAUUUUGCUGUAUGUUUCUCUUUUUUCUGUUCCAAGUAGUAUGAUCUCAGAAUUAUGUUUGGAAAUGUGUUUUUAUAUUUAAAAAGUGGUUUAUGGUUUAUGCUGUAGCUCUGUCUAUAAUAAUAUUGGAUUGGUCCUCUGAAUGGAAGAAAAGAUGACGUAGCAUUAAAUGGAAUUGGCACACGUAAUAAAGCCUAUGGUGAAGUAGGAGCAUUUCUCUUUGGAAACCCACA